AAUGAAUUCAACAGGCUUUGAUAUUGUAAAGGAUGAAUAACGUCUAUAAAAAUAAAAAUGUAAUAACAAUUUGCUAGUUGAAUAUAAUAAAAAUAGCUUUUUUCAUGAGGAAUAUUUGAAGAAAAAAGAAAAGAGAAAUCGAAAAUUUUUCUUAAAGAGAUCUAUCUCUAUAAUAUAGAUUUGCAAGCAAACUGGUCAGCUAGACUUAUAGUUAGGCUCUGACUUUUUACAUAUAGAGAUCAUGCAAGGUGGUCAUUUUCCUUUGAAUUAAUAUAAUUUAAAAGAUAUCCCCUCAGAGAUAUAUCAUGAUGAUGAAGAAUGCUAAUUUUCAAAUAUUAAGACUAGUCUUGAAACUGCAUCAAAGAGUCUUCUGAAAAGGGUGAGAACAUUUUAAUCUUCAUUAAAUUACAAAUCUUUAACAUAAAUUUAAUAAUAAAUAGAGGCUAACGAUCUAUGUUAAAAUUUCAAUAUUAAAGAAAAAUAAAUUACUCACUCUAAGAACUAAUAUUUUGAUCAAUAAUUUCAAAUUAAAGAAAAUUAAUUAUUCACUCAAUAAAUCGAAUAGGCUAAACAAAUUUUAUUGAACCAACACUCAGCUAUUUAAUUAAUUCUUUAAUGA
Molecule: messenger RNA, 619 nt
Organism: Paramecium sonneborni
Lineage: Eukaryota; Ciliophora; Oligohymenophorea; Peniculida; Parameciidae
Source: the annotation of a GenBank genome assembly